CGUUAUCCGAGACAGCCAAUUUACACGGUUUGUCAUCAAAGCUCUUGUAAAUGGCUUUCACGCUCUCUCAUCAAUGCUACAUUUAUCUUCAGCUCUCUUUUACUCCAACCAUUCCAACCUCUUCUUCCAUUGAUCUUCUUCUUCAUCUACUUAUUAUUGUUCUUCCACAUUUGUAGUAGCUUGAACUAGUACUCGUGGUCCAGAUUUCAGUGUGAUGGAGAUCGAAGUGACCACGGUCGCGGGUGCAAGUCAGUCUCAGCUUGCACCAUCGGGUCCAUUACUGUCAAUCGAGCGGUGUUCUUCGAACUCGGCCUACUUGGUUUGGGAGGAUCUAACCGUCGUGCUUCCCAAUCACGGGAAAGGCUCGUCGAGGAAGUUGUUGCAUGGGCUGAACGGUUACUGCGAACCCAGUCGGAUCAUGGCCAUUAUGGGACCUUCUGGUUCAGGAAAGUCCACACUGUUGGAUUCAUUGGCAGGACGGCUAGCAGGGAAUGUUAUUCAGAUGGGUGAAAUUCUCCUUAAUGGGAAGAAGAGGAGGCUAGAUUAUGGAGUUGCGGCAUAUGUGACACAAGAGGACGUGUUGCUCGGGACACUCACCGUUAGAGAAACCAUCAAAUACUCUGCGCUUCUGAGGCUUCCAACAAGCAUGAGUAAACAAGAGAUAAGGGGAGUGGUGGAUAGCACGAUCGAACAGAUGGGCCUCCUUGAUUGUGAAGAUAGAAUGAUAGGGAACUGGCACUUACGAGGCAUAAGUGGUGGUGAGAAAAAGAGGCUGAGCAUCGCCAUUGAGAUCCUCACAGGCCCUCGCCUCUUGUUUCUGGAUGAGCCAACAAGUGGGCUUGAUAGUGCAUCAGCUUUCUUCGUUAUCCAGACAUUAAGAAACAUGGCCCAUGAUGGAAGGACCAUCAUCUCCUCAAUCCACCAGCCAAGCAGUGAAGUGUUCGAACUCUUCGAUGAUCUGGUUCUCCUCUCCGGAGGAGAAACUGUUUAUUUUGGAGAUGCCAAGUUAGCCAUACAAUUCUUCGCUGAAGCUGGAUUUCCUUGCCCCAGCAAAAGGAACCCUUCUGAUCACUUCCUUCGUUGCAUUAACUCAGAUUUUGACCGUGUCACAGCAACAUUGAGAGGAUCUCAAAGAAUCCGCACUUCUUCGGAAAAUGAUCCAUGUUUAGAUCCUCUAUCAAGAUUUGGAACUUCGGAGAUCAAAUCAAUGCUCGUCGAGAAAUACAAGACCUCCGAGUACUCUGCAAGAGCUCGAAGACGGAUUCGAGAAAUUUCACAAAUUGAAGGGCUAGUUGUUGAAUGGAGCAAGGGAAGCCAGGCUACUUGGGGAAGGCAGCUCUCCACAUUGUGUAGGAGAUCUUUUGUUAACAUGUCUAGAGACAUGGGAUACUACUGGAUGAGAAUCGUAAUCUACAUUGUGGUGGCGAUUUGCGUGGGGACCAUUUAUUUCGACGUGGGGACGGGCUACACAGCCAUUUUGGCAAGAGUAUCAUGUGGUGGAUUUGUUUCUGGCUUCAUGACCUUUAUGUCCAUUGGAGGCUUCCCAUCAUUCAUUGAAGAAAUGAAGGUCUUUUAUCGCGAGAGGCUAAAUGGGCACUAUGGAGUGGCUGUCUACAUCCUAUCGAAUUUCCUCUCAUCAUUCCCAUACUUGCUUGCGGUGACCGUCUCUUCAGGAACAAUAACCUACUACAUGGUGAAAUUCCAUCCUGGAUUUUCCCACUACGCUUACUACGUUCUCAAUCUAUUCGGUUGCAUUGCGGUAAUAGAGAGCUUGAUGAUGAUAGUGGCGUCAUUGGUGCCCAACUUCUUGAUGGGCAUUGUAACUGGAGCUGGAAUUAUGGGAAUUAUGAUGAUGACAGCUGGGUUCUUCCGAUUGCUGCCUGAUCUUCCCAAGCCUUUCUGGCGCUACCCGAUUUCAUAUAUCAGUUACAGUUCAUGGUCAUUACAGGGUCAAUACAAGAACGACUUGCUUGGGCUAGAGUUUGAUCCUUUGAUACCCGGUGGCCCAAAAUUGAGAGGAGAGGAUGUCAUCCAUAAUAUAUUUGGGAUCGAACUGGGCCGUUCAAAGUGGUGGGACUUGGCCGCCGUGUUCGCUAUACUCUUCUCUUACAGAGUUCUCUUCUUCCUCAUAUUGAAGUUCAACGAGAUAGCUUCCCCAUUUUUCCGCACUCUUUACGCCAAGAGAACCCUCAAAAAUCUCAAGAAGUGGCCUUCUUUCAACAAAGUUCUAUCGUUCUCAGCUUCCUCAAAGCAGUCCACUUCUUUCCGUGGAGCAUCUUCACCUUCUCAAGAAUACCUCACCCACAAAGAGACUCCCUAACAGCAAACCAUGACAUUGUUACGCUCAUUCCAUUGAGAAUCAGUAGAAUAAAACUCAAGAUUUAUUUGGAAAUGAGAAACAUACCACCGUAAAAAGAUUUAUUAAAAGUUUUCACAAUCUUUCGCAAUUGUGAAAACGUAUUGACAUUGUUACAUUCGAAACUUAAAGAUCAGUUAGAAAUGCAAAAAAAUUCCCCUGAGAGAAAAUGUAUCAACAGUUUUCAUGAUCUUUCAUUAUACUGUGGGGCCGCCACAAGUGGCCCAUUCUUACAUAGUUUCUGAAACAUUGAAAAGAUUUCAGGGAAUUUUCCUUAGAAAUGAAGAAAUAAAUCAAAAAUUUCUUCA
Molecule: messenger RNA, 2664 nt
Organism: Magnolia sinica
Lineage: Eukaryota; Viridiplantae; Streptophyta; Magnoliopsida; Magnoliales; Magnoliaceae
Product: ABC transporter G family member 15-like
Exons: 9
Coding region: 215-2320 (701 amino acids)
Cellular component (GO): membrane
Molecular function (GO): ABC-type transporter activity; ATP hydrolysis activity; ATP binding
Source: RefSeq, a predicted model, not a curated record